AAAAAAUCCUACAAACAAACAUUUUUAAAACAAAUUACACUAUUACACUUUAUUUUUCUAACAAUGUUAUCCACAAUUAUCUCUUCGUUUCAAAGUUCUGAUAUUUUUUCUAUUUCGUUAACUUUCAUAGUUAUUUAUAUAGUCCGAUAUUAUUACAAAUUUUUCACUCGUCUAAAUCCUUUACCUGGUCCAUUCCCACUUCCAUUACUUGGUAAUGGUCAUCAAAUAGUUGGAACUGACUUUAAUAAAUGGUUAUUGUCAAUGUAUAAAAAAUAUGGUGACAUGUACGAAAUAAAUUUGGCUGGAUCACGUACAAUCAUAUUAAAUAGUACAGAUUUAAUUGAAAGCAUGAAUGUACCUUCAACAAAAACCAAAUAUCCUUUUAGAUUUCAACCUACAGAAGGUUCUAAAGAAUAUGGAUUAGGUGGAGUAGGAGUUGCUAAUAAUAAUGAACUUAAAUCCUGGAAAUUUAAUCGUCAAUUUUUUUCUCAAGCUAUGAUGACUCCAAGUUUUAAUCAUCAAGCUAUUGAAUGGACGAUCGAAUUAUGGGAACAAAUGGAAUCUCAUUGGAAUAGUCUCGGAGAAAAUCAUGAAUUAGACCUUAGUAAAUGGAUGCAUAGAUUUACAAAUGAUAUGAUCUUUAGAGUUUCAACUGGGGUAAAAAAUGAUGCUGUUACUUCUUACUAUCAUACUCUUCUUGAAGAUAAUAAUCAAUCUUUAAGUGAAAAAGAAAAAGAAAAAGAUAGAGAAUCAGAACGUUUUAUUCAAUCAAUUCAAAUCUUUAUCAGGGGAUUUAUGCCAUUCUUUGCUUUAAGUAAAUAUAUUCGUCGUUAUGUUCCAUUCGUUCGUGGAAAAAUGAAUAAAUUAAUAGAAAAUAGAGAUUAUUUGAUAAAUAGUUUAUAUAAAGUUAUUAAGCAAAGAAGAAUUGAAAUUGAGAAUACACCGUUAGACCAACCUCUUCGACACGAUAUGUUGACAUCAUUUAUAACCGCAAAUACUCCACGUGAUAUCAAUGUUGAAAAACAUGUCGAUGCUGAUUUGUUGAGACCAAUGACCGAUAAAGAGAUUUGCGGAAAUUUACUCGAUGCUAUGAUUGCAGGAACUGAUACUACGGCGAAUAUGCUUAGCUUUGUCAUAUAUUUACUUGAAAAAAAUCCUGAAGUGAAACAAAAAUUACGACAAGAAUUUGAUUCAGUUCUCGGAAACGACUUAACUAAACCUAUGACACUUAAAAAUAUUGAAGAAUUAAAAUAUUGCGAUGCAGUUAUCAAAGAAGUAUUUCGCCAUAUUCCUGUAGCAUUUUUGUUAGGUCGUUUAAGUGUUGAAAAUGAUAAGGUUGGAGGAUAUAAUUGGCCAAAAGGAACUCAAUUUCAAAUACACACAUCUGCACUAAUGAUGCGUGAUGAUUAUUGGACUGAUCCCGAAAAAUUUGAUCCUGACAGAUUUUACAAAGUUGAAGAAAGCGAUAAAUAUUUACUUGAAAAACAACAUGCUAAAAAUUCUUUUAUGAUGUGGGGAGGUGGAAUUAGAAUUUGUCCGGGAAGAAAAUUAGCAAUCACUGAAUUAAAAUGUUUAAUACCUUUGAUUUACAGGAAGUAUGAUAUUGAAUUGAGAUCACCUCUUGAAUACAAAUCUGAAAUUCUUACAUAUUGUGAAAAAUUAUUAGUUAAAGUUAAGCCAAGAAAGUUUUAAACAAAGUAGAAAUUUUCAAUUAUUAUUAAUUUUUACAUAUAGAGAAGCAUAAUUUUAUAUUAUUUAAUUAUCA
This is a messenger RNA of Rhizophagus irregularis DAOM 181602=DAOM 197198, 1765 nucleotides long. Lineage: Eukaryota; Fungi; Glomeromycota; Glomeromycetes; Glomerales; Glomeraceae. The record is from RefSeq and is a predicted model, not a curated record.